GGCUCUGUUCUCCCGGAGUAAAGGAGUGAAGGGAGGAGAGGCUGGGAACGGGAGAAGAGCCGCCAUUAUUGGGAAGCUGAAAAAACGCACUUACACACACACAUCCACACGCACACACACACAGAGGGGCUCGUGAGCGGCCGCCGUGUCGAACCCGUUCUUCGUGUCUGGGGGAGAAAAUCGCGCUUUGCUUUUUUUAAGUUGACAUUACUGCAUCUUCCAGCUGCUGACGCUCCGGUACACACGGGCAACUCCGGAUGUUUGGAGCACAACAAAGGAAAUAAUAGCUAAGUGGUCAAAAACAACGUGGUGAACCCAGGGACUGAAGACACGGCGAUACCACCUUUUCUCUUUUUUCAGCGCCCCCCUGCUUUCUUUCUUUCCUUCCUUCCUUCUUUCCUUCUUUAUUUCUCUCCAGGCAGAAAUACAGUGAGAGAGCUGGACAUUCAGAGCUGUGUUUUCUCCUCUCGUCUUCAUUGUCUGUGUGUUUGGGCUGUGAUAACAGAAACACGGGCAGCAGAUUGAGCUGAAAACUUUUUAAAAACGGAAUGCUGACUGGAGGAAGAAGAGUUUUUUUGCUUAAAACGGACAGCGACCAAAAAAGGGAGAUAUUGAGAGUGCUGGGACUACUGGAGCACUGUUUCAUUUCUUCUCUUUAUUCUGCUGCUGCUGCUGCUCUGCUUUGGUUUGGCUGGUGAGCUGAGAGCUGAGGAUCAGCCCAGCCAGAGAAAGGAGUGAAGCAGAGAGUGGUGAAGGAAGGAGGACAGGAAUGCUAUGGUAGGAAGUCUGGUCCUCAGGAACCUUUGAUGACUGCAUAGACAAUGAGGAAACACAUUGCUGAUGUCACACAUGAAGUACUAAAGAGAGCUGAGCUGUGAGGAAGGGCUCACAUCCAGGCUGGACAACCCUAAGAUUCAAUUCUUCACCAUGGAAAGUGUGAAAAGAAGACGUGGACCAGUGUAGAUCUACAUUGAAAUAUCUCUUCUCCCAUCAGCCUCUUUGCCUCAUUCCUUUUCAUAGUCUCUGAGAUUUUCGGCUUUAAUCUACAUAUGGACAAAUGACAUUGAUUCAUCACUUAAGAGUCAGCCAAUAAAGGGCACCUAAAGACACUGGCCCGAACCCCUUCCCCCCGAAACAGUUGGAUAAAUUAAGACAAUUGGAAUUACUAAAUGCACUUGAAUGGGUUAGGACCCCAGCAGCUUUUAAAGUAGAGCUUCUGGGAAUGGCAAGAUGAGCGCCUUCAAACGAUGAUGAUGGCAAAAAAACAAGAUGCCCGGGCACCAAUCUACAACCUGGUUGUGGUAGGUUUGUCCGGGACUGAGAAGGAGAAAGGGCAGUGCGGUGUUGGCAAGUCCUGCCUUUGCAAUCGGUUUGUCCGCCCCAGUGCCGAUGACUUUUAUUUAGACCACACCUCUGUUCUAAGCACCAGUGACUUUGGUGGUCGAGUGGUGAACAAUGACCACUUUUUGUUCUGGGGUGAGGCAAACCGAGCAUUGGAAGAGGGACCAGAGUGCAGAAUGCAUGUGGUGGAACAGACCGAAUUCAUUGAUGACCAAACGUUCCAGCCGCAUCGAAGCACUGCACUGCAGCCCUACAUCAAGAGGGCAGCUUCCACCAAGCUGGCAUCUGCUGAGAAGCUCAUGUACUUCUGCACUGACCAACUGGGUCUUGAACAGGACUUUGAGCAAAAACAAAUGCCUGAGGGAAAACUUCUUGUCGACGGGUUCCUUCUCUGCGUGGAUGUUAGCAGGGGUAUGAACCGUAACUUUGACGACCAGAUGAAAUUUAUUUCCAAUUUAUACAACCAGUUAGCCAAGACUAAGAAGCCAGUUGUAGUGGUCUUGACCAAGUGCGACGAGGGAGUUGAGCGGUAUAUUAAGGACUCUCACACCUUUGCACUGACCAAGAAGAAUUUGCAGGUAGUCGAGACCUCAGCUCGCUCUAAUGUCAACGUUGACCUUGCCUUCCUCACCCUGGUGCAGUUGAUAGAUAAGAGUCGAGGAAAGCCCAAGAUCAUUCCUUACUUUGAGGCCCUCAAGCAGCAAAGCCAGCAGAUAGCAUCUGCAAAGGACCGAUACGAGUGGCUGGUCAGUUGUAUUGUGAAGAACCACAAUGAAACGUGGCCCAAUAUUAAUCGCAGAAUGCAGACCUCCCCUGAAUACAAAGACUAUGUCUUCCUCGAGGGUACUUCCAAAGCCAAGAAGCUAUUUCAGCAACAUGUGCACAGGCUCAAGCAGGAACACAUAGAAAAACGGCGCAGGAUUUAUCUUAGCAUGCUUCCACAGGCUCUGUGUACUUUGGUACCAGAUUUAGAUGAGAUUGACCACUUAAGCUGGUCAGGGGUACAGAAGGUUCUGGAGACAAAGCGGGAGUUCUCACAUUGGUUUGUCAUAUUAGAUGACACACCAUGGGAAACCACCCCCCAUAUCGAUAACAUGGAGGAUGACCGCAUCCCCCAGGAUCUUUUGGAAACCCCGCCAGCAGAGGUCAUCUAUGAGAGCCAUUUAGAGCACCUGCGUAACGAGCGAAAGCGAGCAGAGAUGCGCUGGGAAUUCAAAGAAAAACUGCUUGCUUCACCAUUCGUCACCCCUGGCAAACCCUGGGAGGAGGCGCGCAGCUUUAUCAUGAACGAGGAGUUCUACCAGUGGCUAGAAGAACCGGAAUAUCUUGAUAUCUACAACAAGCAUCAGAAGGAGAUUAUAGACCAAGCUAAGGAGGAUUUCCAGGAGCUUUUGCUGGAGUACUCUGAGCUGUUCUAUGAGCUUGAGGUGGAUGCUAAGCCCAGUAAAGAAAAAAUGGGUGCUAUUCAAGAGCUCCUUGGAGAGGAACAGAGGUUUAAAGCCCUGCAAAAGCUUCAAGCAGAAAGGGAUGCCCUGGUGCUCAAGCAUAUCCAUUUUGUGUACCACCCAACUAAGGAGACUUGCCCCAACAGUCCUCACUGUGUGGAUGGCCGGAUUGAGCAGGUACUAGCCACUCGUUUUCCUACUCGAUAUUGCUUUGAUGGCACCUUAAAGUCCCAACAUGGUGAGGGAAAGAUUGAAAGGAUUAAUCUUGUAAUCCUUGGAAAAGAUGGACUUGCAAGGGAGCUGGCCAAUGAGAUCAGAGCUUUGUGCACCAGUGAUGACCGGUACAUGCUGGAUGGAAGGGUGUAUGAGCUGGCUCUGAGGCCCAUAGAAGGCAAUGUACGUCUACCAGUUAACUCGUUUCACACCCCCACUUUUACCCCACAUGGUUGCCUGUGCCUCUACAACUCCAAGGAAUCACUGUCCUAUGUCGUUGAAAGUAUCGAAAAACUGAGGGAAUCAACCAUUGGACGAAGGGACAACAGCUUAGCUCAGCUUCCCCUAUCUCUUCUUCUGGUCACCAAACGAGGAGUUGGAUCAGUUGGGGACAUAGGAGGGGAAACUGCCCAAAGUUUAAUAAUCCAAGGGCAACAAGUGGCUAGCAAGCUGCAGUGCAGUUACUUGGACCCUUCCUCCCCCGGUGUGGGAUACGGGCGAAAUGUGAAUGAAAAGCAGAUUAACCAAGUACUAAAAAGCCUCUUGGAUGUACAGCGACCCUCUGGUAGUCUUGGAAGUAGCUCUCCUCCUUUGCAAGCUCCAUCGGCACGUUUCAGAGACUCUCACCAUCAACAGACCUCAGAGGCAGAUUUGCAUAUAGUAAUGUGCCUCAUGUGUGGAGAUUCUUAUGAUGUAGACCAACUUUUAGCACCAUUCUUGCUUCCCAAGCACUGUAGGCCUUCCACCAACCUGUCCAGUGGCACGUCAGUAUUGUUGGAGCUUACUAUUGGUAGCCAAAAGCAAAGCAUUGACCUUGCUAUACUGUCUUACCAUUCCACUUUCUCACUACGCAAAAGUCGGUUAGUGCAUGGGUACAUUGCGGUGUACUCAGCAAAACGCAAGGCUUCGAUGGAAACACUUUGCGCCUUUCUUUGCGAGGUGCAGGACAUAAUUCCUGUACAAUUGCUGGCUGUUGGGCAAAGUCAAGCGGAGUUGGCGGAAUCUGACGUGGCCCGAGAGCAACUGGCUCAAGGUGAAGAAUUGACUCAUGAAAUUGACGGACAUUUUAACUUUAUUGUUUGUGGAUCUGGCGGUGUUGUAGGUGGCUUGCAUCGGAUAGAUUUGUUCCAGCCUUUCUUGAAGGAGGUGGUUGAAAAAAAGACAAUUGUGGAGGCCUCACAUACGUAUGACAUGGCAGAGGCCAGCAGUACCAAUGAGAAUGUCCAUUCUCCUCGUUGUGGGUCACCUAGCACAACCCUGUUAGACUCAGAAGAUGAUGUUGAACCCUCACCACCUUACCAUACCCUUAGAGCAGAUAGUACACUGACUCAUGGUGGGAGCUUAAAGCUUUCUGAUAUGGAGAGCAGUGAUCCCUUCGGUGUCCUCUCUGACAUCAACAGCUUUGAAAACAAGCUUAAUCAUAAAGUCCCACCUCAAGUGCGUCCUAAGCCUACAGUUCCGUUUGACUAUCGCAAAGUGAGUCUCAGCUCCUUCAUGGACCCUGGGGGUAACAGACGCUCAUUACCCUCGGUCACAUGGGCACCAGGCAGCGAUGGUGGUUAUGAUCCCUCCGACUAUGCUGAGCCAAUGGACGCUGUAGCUAAGCCCCACCAGACUGAGGAGGAAAACAUUUAUUCUGUGCCACACGACAGCACACAGGGCAAGAUCAUCACCAUCCGCAAUGCAAAUAAGGGUCAUUCCAAUGGUGGGGGAAACGGAUCAGACAGCGAAGCAGAUAGCAGUUCACUAGAGCGCAGACGCAAGUUGUCUGCACUUGGGGUUAAACCUCGACUGUAUCGGGAUCGCUCAAAACGCUUGGGCAAGUUCAGUAGUUUCCGGACAAGCUUCAUUGGCAGUGAUGAUGAACUGGGAGGUCCACCUAAGACCAAAGAGGAUGAGACAGGGGUGCAGAAAGAUAAUUCUCUGAAUGAGGAAGGCGAGGAUUCGAAGAGAAAAAACAUCUUGAGGAGUUUACGAAGGACAACAAAGAAAACAAGGCCCAAGCCUCGCCAGUCCAUUUCCAAACCCCUGGAGAGUAACUACUUUGGUGUUCCGUUGGUCAAUGUGGUCACCCCUGAGCGUCCUAUUCCACUCUUUAUUGAGAAAUGCAUCCGCUACAUUGAAGCGACUGGUCUGAGCACAGAGGGGAUCUACAGGGUGAGCGGAAAUAAGGCUGAGAUGGAGAGCAUGCAGAGACAGUUUGACCAAGAUCCCAGCCUGGACCUUGUGGAAAAGGACCUCUCUGUGAACACGGUAGCCGGAGCCAUGAAGAGCUUCUUUUCCGAGUUGCCCGACCCCCUGGUGCCCUACAACAUGCAGGUGGAUCUGGUGGAAGCUUUCAAGAUCAAUGAUCGAGAGCAGCGUCUCCACACCAUGAAGGACGUGCUGCGCAGGUUCCCCCGAGAAAACUACGACGUCUUCAAAUACGUCAUCAGCCACCUGAACAAGGUGAGCCAGAACAGCCGUCUGAACCUGAUGACCAGCGAUAACCUCUCCAUCUGCUUCUGGCCUACGCUGAUGCGGCCUGACUUCACCACCAUGGACGCGCUGACGGCCACGCGCACCUACCAGACAAUCAUCGAGACCUUCAUCCACCAGUGUGCUUUCUUCUUCUACAAUCAGCCCCUGGCCGACACGCCCAGCGGACUGCCUGGCCUGCCGGGGUCGCCCACCGCCACCCUGAGCUCCGCCUCCUCCAUCAGCACCUCGGCCUACUCCUCCUGCUACGCCCCGUCCCAGCCCGUGGCCUCGCACUUCAGCACGGCCCAGCAGUCCCCGCCCCAUUCCCCGCCCCCUACCCCGCAGUCGCCUAUCCAGAGUCUGCUCCCGCCUCUGCAUCCGCACCACACACCUACGGAACAACACACGCUGUGAAGCUUGAAGAUAGAGAGAAAGCGAGAGAUGGCACGAUGACAGGGAGGGGGAGAAAUAGAAAGAGGAGAAAAGUGAAGCUUGGAGAAGCUUUGAGAUUGAGUUGCGGAAGUAAAAGCAAGAGAGAUUAACAAAUGGGAGAAAAAGAGAGAUAGAAAGAGUCUUUUUUUUUUUAGUUUUGGAAGAGACAAGACAUAACGAACAAAAAAAUAAAAGAGAUUGAGGAAAUGUGCCUGAUUUCUCAUUGCUGCAGUCAAUAGGGAAUAAUAAAAAGAGAGAGAGAGAAAGAGAAAGAAAGGGUGAGAGAGACAGUGUGGAGCUUAGAUUUAGAAAAAGUGAAGGUCAAGCCACUUCAGCUGUGACCCACUCCAGCAACACUUCAUCUCUCCCUCUUUAUAGAUCACUGCACUCAUCCGUUCUCUUCGCUCUUCUCUUCUGCAUUGCAGUUCAUAAACGUUACACACUAUCCUCCCAUACACACACACAGACACACACACAUUUAUACAUACUUGCAUACAAAUGCAUCCUUUAUUACUGGGCCACUAAAGAAGGGUGGAUGGGCUUAAAGGGGUGUGGCUGUUGCCUCCGGAGCCCAGACUUUAACCCUGACUGUACCUGAACCUGAAGUUGAAGUUGACUCCGAGGAGGACCUACAUGGACUUACAUGGCUUGUAGGCGAUGUGGUGAAACGUGGUGAGAUGUGGUAAGGCUUGUGGACCUACAGACUUGCAAAAAAAAAAAAAAAGAGAGAGAGAGCGAGAGAGAGGGAGAAAAACUGAACUGAACUGCACUGCACUCACCCUACAGUCAAUUAUUCACUCUACCCUCCUCCCUCACGCCGGUCACCACUAGUAGGAAUGAGGUGAAUGAAGUGUGGCGAGAAGCCAUCCUUACAUCCUUAGCGUUCUUCACAUUUUUUCUGUUUUGUAGCUUUUGACCACUAUCGUUGUUGCGUUUUUUUGAACUGGACUAAACAAAACAAAAAAUAAAGACCUAGAACUAGAACUUCUAGUUCUUGAUGAUACGGUGCCUCUCUCGGCCACAUUCCUAUUCCUCCCUCGUUCCCGUUCGCCUCGCCUCGCAGCAACCAUUUAAAAAAGAAAAAAAAAGAAAAAGAGGAACACAAGCAAACAGCCCUCGACAAACUUGACAAACUGGAUCUGGUUUCGUUGGGAGUGGAACAGACGGUGAACUUUUGGUACUUUUUUGCACGGCAUUCUGGGAUUUGAAGUCUUCUCUGUCUAUGUGUCUCGGCUCGUCUCUCUCCCCGUCUCUCUGCCCUCACGAUGAGCCAGAUGCGCCUCCGGGUCGUGACUACAGAAGACGAGUGUUUUUCUGUUUUAUUUUAUUUUCUGGAAAAAAGAGAAGAGAAUGUCCUGAUUUACUGAACCUCCUUUUGCCCCUCCCCUUUCUCUAGACGGAUUAAGUAUGGGUGAACAUGGGAGUCAUUCUGUUUCUUUCUCCUCCUACUUCUUCUUCUUUUUUUAUGUAUGAUUAUGUCUCCAGCCUCUCUCACAGCUCUGCAUAGCUUCAUGUAGCUGUGGUGGCCAGGUUUGAGUGCUUGUUUCCUGUGCUGCAGGGAGGGAGCAUGGAUUAUUUGGGUGGACUCGGACCGAUGAAUGUGCUCCUGCUGAGUGUGAGAACUCUGAGUGUGAGUGUGUGUGUGUGUUUUCAGUGUGUGUAUAUUGGUCAGGGUGGUUUGGUUGUGCUUCACUUUAUGGAUUAUGGAUCUUAGUAAAGUUCCCUUUUUUAUUAGGGAAGAGAUUAUGUAGAUAUAUCACAUGCUGUAAGCUCUCUGGUGAAUUGGAACCCCAGUGUUGAUGUGGGUGGAAUUAAGUCUGAAUUUAGGCUUGAUGUUUAGGCAGCUUGGAAAAUGAGUGUAUCCAGCUGACUGGUUUGACAGGUUGUUUGGAGAUGUUCCAGAACUGUCAUAUUAAAGUGGUUUAAAAUUGUUUUCAGGUUUUAUUUCUUUGCACAGUUUUUGAAGAUGCCAGCUAUCAUUUAUCUUAUGUGAACAUUCCAUGAUAAAUGGACUAGAAUAAGGAAGAAAGGAAGAAAUUACUUUAUAAUAAAUAAAAUCUCAUUAAAAUAAUCCACAAUAAAGAAAAUAUUUUCUUUUUCCUACCUUCUUUUAAAAUGUUGCCAGUUGGUAGCAGAGUCAUUACCCUCAACAUUCAAUUCGGCAAAGAAAAAAAAAAUAGAAUCUUGACAUUGAGACCAAUUUACACCUUGUCACUUAAAAUGAAUGAAGUGUAAACACGCAGAAGAUGCACCUAAUUCUAAAAAAAAGUGUAAACACAUCCCUCUCUCCAAAACACAUUAAACAAUUAAACAAUCUCCCCUCUUAGUACAACUGAAACACCAUUUAGUCUGACUUAAUGCUUUAGUUAACUAAAAUAUUAUCAGAAUACAAUCAGAUACCAGAUUCAAUCACACAAAGGUGUAAACAGCAUCUUCGUCUUCAGGCACUGUUUUUGUUUUCAACGUGUGUAAAAAUAAUUCUUUAGAUCUUUGCACAGAUUGACAUGGCUGGGUUUGUUUUUAUAUGCUAAUAAUUAAUUCUUGUCACUUGAGGGUGGUUGCAUUCACUGCAUAUGCCUCCUCACGCCUCUCACUUUGCUCCAAUAGGCUGCACCCAGAGGCCUGACUGACUUGGUUCAGAUAAAACUUUACCAACAACGCAUAUUUUUGGCUCCUCUCAUUAAACAAUAAACCCUUAAAUUUACUGUAUUAAUUUAUGGAUGCAUUCACAUUAGCCUCUCCUGCCUACUUUCUUUUGAUAGGCUAAACCCAAAGAUCACAGUGGUUUUAAAGGACGAUGGCGAAAAAGUGAAAUGUCUCAAAAAAAUAUUCCAAUGAAUUACAUUACAUAAUGAUACAAGAUGCAAGAAAAUUCACUAAUUUAUCAAAAUUCUAAACUGAAUUAUUCUAAUCUACACUCUCAAAAAUAAUGGUUUAAAAUGGUUUCUUGAGAAAUGCCAUAGAAGAACCACUUUUGUAUGCAUAAAGAACCAUGUUUGAAAUAGAUUUGAUAUUCUUGAUUUAACAAGCCUUCACUUAAUUCAAUUAAAGUUUAUUUACCAAUUCACGUACACACUUCUCACUCUCUAUCAUGAACACAGUUCUUUAUAGACUCAAAAGUGUUUUGUUUUUUUGUUUUUCUUCUGUGGCAUUGCUUCAAGAACCAUUUAAAGCACCUUUGUUUGUCCCAAAACUGGGCCUGAACUGUGUGUAGUACUUUAGAGUCUUUCAGAAAGAUUCCUGAAAUUGAGCAGUGACUGCUUCUCAGUCAGAAGUGGCUUUUUGUUGAUUGUGAGUGGAAAGAGCGAGAGGAACAGGUACAGAUGAGUGUUAGACCUGAAACUAAACCCAUAAACUAAACCUGUAGAACAAUUUAACUUCUCUCAGAACAACUUACUGCCACCUGCUGGACCAAAAAGAAACCACAUUUAUUUUAACAUGCGCCUGCCUUUAAUAUUAUUUCUAUUCAGCUUUGACACAAUGUCUGUUUGGACUCCCUCCCCACCCCUCCCCUCAGAGAAGUGCUGAAUGCACUUUAAUUCACCAGUCCUUUUCACGGAGCUUCACAAAGGAGAGAGGUAUGAGGUGGAACUCAAUAGCCAGCUCUUCAUAACUUCAGCAUAUUGUACUCUGUAAUCUCAGGUUGCAGCUACAAAAGCAGAGACUGGCUGGUAAACGAUUCGUUAUUGUUGCGUCUUCGUGCUGAUUGUUGUGUCUGGGCCGUCUGAGAAAGUCGUGAUGCUGAUGUCCUGAUGAGCUGCGUUUUGAUAUUUAACAGGGAUUUUUACGCUUAUUUUAAGAGUAGAGUGAAUGCUAGGGAGGUGACUGUGUGUUCAGAUUGCAGGCGAAUCGGAUUCGUUUCUUUUUUCAGAUCAGAUCCAACCUUUAUUUGCAAGUGAUUAGAUCAUAUUUGCAUGUCUGGACAUCACAAACGUGAUGUAAACAGUAUGAGUUCCUAUGGUAAUGAGGUUCGUGUCAGUAACUUUUUUAUUUUUUUGGACCGUCGCAAUUGUCACAUUUGUUUUUGUGAGUGAUGCAAAAAAAAAAUGGCACAUUGGGUCCUAAUUUGAGAGUUGAGUACAUCCAGAAUAAUAUCCAAUCUGAUUUUAAUUGCAUUUUCAACCACCUCUUAAUGUGGUUUGGAUCUGAUUUCUAAGAUCCGACUUCGUGUGUUUUCAGUGUGUCCAGACUAUCAAAUAUUAAUCCAGAUACAACCAAGAUACGCCAAUGCGCCCAAAAAAAACCAGAUUUGAACAUAGCCAAUCAGGUCCACCAAUAAGUGAAGCACAACUGAACUGCCCCGCCUUUGCCCCGACCAUCAAACUAGUCAACCUAGCAUCUGAUUAGCUGUUCAGAAUCGUACAGAACCUCCAGAUUUGCCCACAGCAUCUUCCUUUCUCCAUCACACCUCUCACACCACUGAUGUUUCAGUUGGGUUCUUGUCUUUUUUUCUAUUAUAAAAAGGUAUAUUUUGGGGGGGAAAAAACAGGGAGACACUCACACUCGCUCCUGGUACUUCAGCAGCUGAUCGCUGGCUCGCUGCGUUCUCUGUGUGUUUAAAUCAUCAUGUCAAUACUGAUGCUGAUCCUUAGCAGCCAAAGACUGACUUUGUGAACUAAAUAAAAAAAGGGUGUGACAGUGGAGGAAAAGCAACACAUGGGAAUUAAAAUGUGACGUUGUUUCAGCAAUCUUCCGUGGCUGCGUUUACUUUCUCUUCUUUUCUUUUCUUUUUCUUUUGCAACAGUGGUGACAGGUUGUUAAGUUAAAUGAGAAGCAAGCAAACUAUAUUCAAAAAUGGUUGUUUAUUUGUAUGUUAGGGGGUCUAACACGUUGCCCUAUAGUCAAUGGUGAUAGAAAAAAAAACAACUUUUUAUGUUUUAUUUUAAUAAUAAAAAAGACAAAUGUUUUUUAACAAUUUUGUGAAUGGUGUAAAGACCAUAUGAUGUAGUGCAUGAUUCAACAAGCCCAAGUCUGGGAGUCGGGGCCCACCACUCUCCAUAUUUAAUGAAAAAAUACAUUAAAUGAACAAUUAAAAAAAUAAAAUAAAAUGGAAAAAAAAUGAAAUGUAAACCAAGAUGAUACAUCAACAACAACAACAAAAAAAAUCAUGUCAUUAUUUGCUAAGAGUAUGGUCAUUUGUCUCAGUGGGAAUGGUGUACAAACAGUAAGGCCUUACGUGACCUGUAUUAUAGUUAAUAAAUCAAUCUUGUAAUAUG
Astyanax mexicanus (Mexican tetra) is the source of this 11107-nucleotide messenger RNA. RefSeq names its product Rho GTPase activating protein 35a (gene arhgap35a). Gene Ontology annotation, biological process: signal transduction. NCBI's taxonomy places the organism in Eukaryota, Metazoa, Chordata, Actinopteri, Characiformes, Acestrorhamphidae. The transcript has 9 exons. Gene Ontology annotation, molecular function: GTPase activity; GTP binding. The record is from RefSeq and is a predicted model, not a curated record. The coding region runs from base 1248 to 5873 and encodes 1541 amino acids.